This is a messenger RNA of Brachypodium distachyon (stiff brome), 1993 nucleotides long. Its product is annotated as WRKY transcription factor 55. Gene Ontology annotation, biological process: regulation of DNA-templated transcription. The record is from RefSeq and is a predicted model, not a curated record. The coding region runs from base 1120 to 1710 and encodes 196 amino acids. The transcript has 2 exons. Lineage: Eukaryota; Viridiplantae; Streptophyta; Magnoliopsida; Poales; Poaceae. Gene Ontology annotation, molecular function: sequence-specific DNA binding; DNA-binding transcription factor activity.
UUUCUCUUAAUUCCCCACAGAUUACACCAUGUUCCUCCUCCUCCUCCUAUUUGUUUCCAGUCCAUGCAUGUUCAUCUUUGUCUGCGGCUGUGCGUGGUAAAGUGAUUUUCAAGAACAGCGGUUGAUUUUUAGGUGUCGGUAGAUCUACUACUGAAUUCGCAGUACAGGACCUGUAGUUGGGUGGAUUAACUUUUCUGGCUGUGUGUAUGUUGAUCUGAAACAUUUGGGACUUGGACUUUCUGCCCUGUUUCUAGCAGGAAACAGAGUUCCUAAUCUUCGAAGAUUAUUGUCUAGAGAUAAUUAGUCGGUACGCGGUAGUAUCAUCUCUUUAGUCUAUGUGGAGAAGAAGAUAUCUUUAAGAAUUCAGAUAUUGUACAUGUUCAUGUAACUGAUCUUCAGUUUUUUCUGUGACAUUUAUAUAUAUAUAGAGAGAGAGAGAAGGAAUGAUUCUCUCUUUUUUAGGGGUCAACAUAUAGUCUUUGUAUGCAGCUAGCUAGUGGGCCAGACAUUGCAUUUGUUUAUUUCAGAGAAAGACAAUACAUUUAUUAUCCGAAGUCACGUUACCGCUUGAUGUGCCCUCAGCGGGCGGUUUGGUCAAUGUAUUUUGGUUUCUUGUAACAAGUGCUGUUCUGGACAUAUCAAAUUGUGUGCUUUUCCACUAGCUGCUGCUUGGUAGAAUUGGCGGGCGACAAGUGUCGGCAUAGCCCUUAAUCAAGUGAAAGAAUUGAAAGGCAUGCCUGUCAUCAACUGGAAAAUGUUUAUGUAAUCACAGUAGGGAAAGAACCUCCACGAUGGCAAUCUCUUUGCAUAAUGGACAACUCAACAAGACAAAUAAUAAUCCAUUAAGUCCUGGCUCACCGUAUGGAUGGAAAAACCGCAAGUGGACCUCCUUUGCUGCCUGUCAUUUGCAAGUCAUUUGAAAUCGAAUAUACUUUUCACUAGCAGACUAGAAGUUUCCUCAUUUGUUUUGCACACUUGUCCUGAUUCAAGUUUCAACUUUAGCAUCACGCAUGCCGACAGUGUCUGCUAACCUUUUCUUUUUUACUUCCUUGGAGACUUCUUGGCCCGUGAUGCAGACCUCACAUAUAUCCUCUUAGUCUACCGAGAGCUUAGUAAUGGAUGUGGAUGUUUCUUUUUCGAGAAGGCGGGGUGGAUGAAAGGUCCCCGAAGUGUGUGUACUGUCAACAUUUCUGCCUAAUUAGGUUCUAUUACAGAUGCACCUACAAGAAUGACAUGAAGUGCCCUGCCACAAAGCAGGUCCAGCAAAAGGACACCAGCGACCCGCCGCUGUUCUCGGUCACCUACUUCAACCAUCACACCUGCAACACCACCUCGAGGCCCAUCGGCAGCGCCCCAGACACCAUGGAGCAGCCCUCCUCGAGGAAGGCGGUGUCAAUCUGCUUCGGCUCAAGUGCCGCCACCGAGCAGCUGCCCGCAUUCCUGACCCCGCCAUCGACUGCAGCGUUGCAUUCACCGGCAAGCAGAGGGAACGACCCGCAGGACAGAGGCACCUACGCUCCCCAGUUUCAGUGGGCAGAUGCAUCGUCCUCAUUGUCAACAGGCAACGCUCCGGUCAAGAUGGAGGCCGACGAUCACGCUGGAGGAGCAGGCUCUUCGUCUUCGUCGAUCACGGGUGGCGGUGGUGCUCUGUCCAGGACGCUGCUCCCGAUCGGCCAGUCGAGAUGCAUCGAGUACUUCCAGUUCUUGUGAUUAGGGAGAAGACGCACAAAGUUGGACUAGCGCACAUUGGGUGUAGUAGCAGCUCCUUGGUUCUUUUGUUUCAGGCUGGAGUUUAAAUACUGGGACAUGAAAUUCUGAUAGUACUGCUGCUUCUUAGUACUGCCGCCAUGGUUCUUCUUCUGCUUCUUUGCAUUCGGAUUCGAGCCGCAUUUCUGUGCUGGGGCGAUGCAAGGGUUGAGUUGGAUCAAAGUUUACUGUUCACCUAGUGUACAUCAUCACACCUUACAAAAAGGUUAAGGUGGUAACGUCUGAA